Molecule: messenger RNA, 4650 nt
Organism: Astyanax mexicanus (Mexican tetra)
Lineage: Eukaryota; Metazoa; Chordata; Actinopteri; Characiformes; Acestrorhamphidae
Gene: aco1
Product: aconitase 1, soluble
Exons: 22
Coding region: 215-2887 (890 amino acids)
Biological process (GO): tricarboxylic acid cycle; citrate metabolic process
Cellular component (GO): cytosol; mitochondrion
Molecular function (GO): 4 iron, 4 sulfur cluster binding; iron-responsive element binding; aconitate hydratase activity
Source: RefSeq, a predicted model, not a curated record
CGGUGGGUAGCAAAACUCGACGGAACACCCCGGCUAGCUGUAGUAUCGUUAACGUUAACCGAGAGACUGACAGUGAGUGGGGGAGAGGUCGAGGCUGAGUCUCCAGUAUAGCAGAGUUAACUAAAGCAGCAGCAGGUUGGAAGCCCCAUUUCUGAGUGUCUGUUCUGAGACACUAUUUUUUAUUCAUCGGAUAACUUGAAGAGUGUCUUUAGAGAUGAGUAACCCUUACGCACAUAUCAUUGAGCCUCUGGACCCCAAGAAGCCAGAACAUAAGUUCUUCAAUCUCACAAAGCUUGGAGACCCCAGAUAUGAGCGCCUACCUUUCUCCAUCCGUGUGUUGCUGGAGUCCGCUGUGAGAAACUGUGAUGAGUUCCUGGUGAAGAAGGAGGAUGUAGAGAGUAUCCUGAAUUGGAAGCAGACACAGACUCAGACUGUGGAGGUGCCUUUCCGACCAGCCCGUGUCAUUCUGCAGGACUUUACCGGUGUCCCUGCAGUGGUGGAUUUUGCUGCUAUGCGUGAUGCUGUAAAGAAAUUGGGCGGAGAUCCAGAGAAGAUCAAUCCUGUGUGCCCUGCUGACCUCGUCAUCGACCAUUCCAUUCAAGUAGACUUCAACAGGAAGUCUGACAGCCUUCAAAAAAAUCAAGAACUUGAAUUUGAAAGAAACAAGGAGCGGUUUGAGUUUUUAAAGUGGGGUUCUAAAGCAUUCCAGAAUAUGCGCAUAAUUCCACCAGGAUCAGGAAUAGUGCAUCAAGUCAACCUUGAGUAUCUGGCCAGGGUAGUGUUUCAGCAGGAUGGACACUACUAUCCAGACAGCCUGGUGGGAACUGAUUCUCACACCACCAUGAUCAAUGGCCUUGGAGUGCUGGGUUGGGGUGUGGGAGGUAUUGAAGCAGAGGCAGUUAUGCUUGGGCAGCCUAUCAGCAUGGUGCUUCCAGAGGUCAUCGGUUACAGACUUAAGGGCACGCCGAACAAAUUCAUCACUUCUACUGACAUUGUCCUCACUGUCACCAAGCACUUGCGUCAGGUUGGUGUGGUGGGAAAGUUUGUGGAAUUUUACGGCCCAGGUGUAGCCCAGCUUUCCAUUGCUGACCGCGCCACCAUUGCCAACAUGUGUCCGGAGUAUGGAGCCACAGCUGCCUUCUUCCCUGUAGACCACAUCAGUAUCCAGUAUCUUGAACAAACAGGCCGAGAUGUUGAGAAGCUCAGUUACAUUUCUCAGUAUCUGAAAGCAGUGGGCAUGUACAGAGACUACAGCAAUGAGACUCAAGAUCCAGAUUUCACAAAGGUUGUUGAACUGGACCUUUGCACAGUCGUCCCUUGCUGCAGUGGUCCAAAGAGGCCGCAGGACAGAGUGGCUGUUUCGGAAAUGAAAGAGGACUUUGAGUCUUGCUUAGCAGCCAAGCAAGGUUUUAAGGGGUUUCAACUGCCACCCGAGCGCCAUGAUGUUAGUGUGCCAUUCCAGUAUAAUGACGUGGAUUACUCUCUUUCUCACGGCUCUGUGGUCAUCGCUGCCAUCACCAGCUGCACCAACACCAGCAACCCCUCAGUCAUGCUAGGUGCAGGUCUGCUGGCUAAAAAGGCCAUCGAGCAUGGCUUGAGUGUAAAGCCUUAUAUUAAGACCAGCCUGUCUCCCGGCAGUGGAGUGGUCACUUAUUAUCUGAAAGAGAGUGGGGUGAUGGACUACCUUGUGAAACUAGGUUUUGAGGUGGUUGGUUAUGGCUGCAUGACCUGCAUAGGGAACAGUGGGCCUCUUCCAGAUCCAGUUGUGGAGGCCAUUACUAAGGGAGAUCUGGUAGCAGCAGGAGUUCUGUCUGGCAACAGGAAUUUUGAGGGUCGUGUUCACCCGAACACUCGCGCCAACUACUUGGCCUCUCCUCCUCUGGUCAUUGCCUAUGCUAUUGCAGGAACAGUGAAGAUCGACUUCGAAAAGGAACCCAUUGCGGUGAGCGCAAACGGAAAGGAGGUUUAUUUGAGGGACAUCUGGCCUACCCGAGAGGAGAUCCAGGCUGUGGAGAGAGAGUUUGUCAUCCCUGCUAUGUUCAAAGAGGUCUAUGAGAAAGUUGAGAAAGUGAAUGACCGUUGGAACUCUCUUAAUGCUCCCUCUGACAAGCUCUAUACCUGGGAUGUCAAGUCCACCUACAUCAAGUCUCCACCGUUCUUCGAUGGAUUGACCAAAGAGCUCCAGCAGCCCAAGUCUAUUGUGGAUGCAUAUGUGCUGCUUAAUUUGGGAGAUUCUGUGACCACAGACCACAUCUCUCCUGCUGGAAACAUUGCCCGCAACAGUCCUGCUGCUCGCUACCUCACCAGCCGUGGACUGACACCUCGAGAGUUUAACUCCUAUGGCUCUCGCCGAGGCAAUGAUGCCAUCAUGGCCCGUGGCACAUUCGCCAACAUUCGCCUCUUGAACAAGUUCCUCAACAAGCAAGCGCCCUCCACCAUCUACCUGCCCACAGGAGAGAUGAUGGAUGUAUAUGAUGCUGCAGAGAAGUACCAACAGGCAGGACACCCUCUGCUGGUGCUGGCUGGUAAAGAGUAUGGCUCAGGCAGCUCCAGAGACUGGGCAGCUAAAGGACCAUUCCUUCUGGGCAUCAAAGCUGUGCUGGCUGAGAGUUAUGAGCGUAUCCACCGCAGCAACCUGGUGGGUAUGGGAGUCAUUCCUCUGGAGUAUCUUAAUGGAGAAACGGCUGAUAGUCUGGGGCUUACAGGCAGAGAGCGCUAUACUGUGGCCAUUCCUCCACAGCUCACACCCAGGAUGAUUGUUGAUAUUAAGUUGGACACAGGAAAGACAUUCCAGGCGAGAAUGCGUUUUGACACCGACGUGGAGCUCACUUACUUUCAUCAUGGUGGGAUCCUCAAUUACAUGAUUCACAAGAUGACCGACAACUAAAGUACACCUCAUUCCCUUCCUGUGCAGUUGGCAGGCUGAAAGAGAGUAUUCCUCGUCCACAGACUGAUUCUUGUUUUUCACCUCAGUUUUUUCUUUUUUGUUUUCUUUUGGAAAAGCAAACUGAUUUUUUUGCCGGUUUACAUAUAGUAUUGUUUGGUCAGUUUUUUGUUAGUCUGAACUCAGUCUAAACGAUUGUUAAAAAUCAAAGUCUGAAAUGCUUAAGUAAUUCAUAUCACAGAUACACUAAAUACUGUAAGGCAUGUUUUUGUGAUUCAGGUGUAGUGGAGGUGAUGGUGAUGGUUAGGCUAGUCAUUGGAUGAAUCCUGUAGUAACACAAUUAGACUCUUGCAGCACUGUGUCUGACUGACUAGAGCCAAAAGACUGUAGCUUUAGUGUUUUUGAGCAGGGCCCCUAAUCCAAAGAGCUUAAUGUGGUUACUUGGGCACUACACUGGACACAAAGAAAAGAAUCAUUAGAUUUUAUUAACAGAGCGACAGAUCAAGGUGUGCUCCCAUCUACCAGCAUUGUAGCUUCAGUGUUGCCAAACAUUUAGCUUUCAUCUUCUCUACUCCAGUGUCUCAUGCAUUAAUUUAGCUUUAAAAUAAUGUGUUUAUAAUUACUGUAAUAACUUAUUUUGCUUGGCAAAUUCAUCACUUAAAGGUUAAACAUGUUUGUAACAAAUGUGACAAAAUCUUACUGGUGUGGAAAUAUUUGCUUUUUUCCAUCCAAAGUAACUAUGGAAAGAAUGAAGUUUUGGUACUUACUGGGUCUAGUCUUUACUUCCUGUUGAUCAUUUUUAGUAUUUUUAGCUAGUUAAGUAAUAUUAUACAAGUAAAGGCAACUGAUCGUUUACUGAUCACUUACCAUUGGCUGACCGUUAAGACUGAAAUGUUCAUUUGUUAUGGGUAAAUCAGUGUACUGCGUGCUGUAAAUGAAAUCAAAUACUCUGUGACUGUAAUAUUUAGAUCAAUGAAAGUGCCUAUGACAAACUGUAUAUGUUGUUCUCUUUAGACAUGCACUUAGGCAAUAUCAUUCCAGACCAUAAAUAUGCACUUUUCCAUCAUUUCUGUUGUUGAUAGUCAAAAUAUUUUGAGCCAUUCCUGUACAGUAGCUGCUUUUCUUUCUGUAAGUUAAGUAAACUUUUGGAGUAACAUGGAACUGAGAUACUGAGUAAAUAAGCCAUUUACCAAUACUAUACAAUUAUAUUAAUAUCAAAGUCAAAAUCAUAUCUCGAUUAACCAUGGUGAAUGUUAAUGGGAAAACAAGGGAAUCAUGUUUGGAAGUUGUCAGUUAUUUGCAAAUGACUGAUAUCAAGAUAUAAAUUAAUGAUUUUUAGAUGCUUUUUUGAGAUACCAAAUCUUUCUGUGGAUAAACUUACACACACAUAUGAUGUUGAUGUCCAAUGUAAAGCUCUUCUCAUAAUGCAUUCAAUUUGUAAACUGUUUGUCACUAGUCAAAUAAUGUUUUAGUCAAAUAAAGUGUUUGAUUAAUAAAAUCAAAUGAACAUCUACAUCUGGGCCCAUUGACACUUUUAGUAUAAUUUGGAUAUUGUAAUAACAUUCAUACAAAGUGGAAGUUAAUUGAACUUCAUUUAAAUUAAUAGUUUUCUAUGUAUUGACUAACUGUACUCAAAAAAAACAAUCUCCCUGGAUGAUGAUGAUGAGAGCUUUUUGUGGACUGGUGUGCUUUAGAGAAAGUUUAACUAGAGCUAAAUGUGUUGAAGGAGAAUUUAAUAAAUGGAACUGGAGGAACUGAAAAGAAAA